GAAUUAUACAAUUAAAAUGAGACACAAAUAUAUUGAUUUAACCGCAAGCUAUUCAUCGUCGUCUUCCACUGACAGAAAUGAUUUUUAUGUACGAAGUCACUUCAGAUGGCAGAGCAUCAAGAAGUUUAUAUACGUAGCGCAUGCGUUCUCAACGACGAGUUUCAGUUUCGACAUGUUUUCUAAAGUCCUCGCUGUCCAUGUUCACUUAUUCGAAUAUAUAUUGUACGCAAUAUUUAUAGGAGUUAGCUACAUGUUUAUGGAUUUCUUUAUAAAACAAUACACGAGGAGGCUAGAUACGAAUAAAAAUUUGAAUCCGCUAAUGAAAGGCGUAUCGUUUGGUAUACUCUUGCAGACAGCGUUUUGGGCUUUAUUGCACGCUAGUGAUUUAGCGGAUUCCUUAAGAUUUUUUUUGGUCAGUAUGAACAGGACUCCGACGUGGUCGAGGUGUCAAAAAAUCAACACGAACGUGACUUGUAUGUCCUCCCAAGACGUGUUAUUGCAUUGUCGUGAGAAAGUUAUGGUUGACAUAAAAAUAACAUCUGCACAUCUAAAUUAUAUGAAGUUAUUUUCAAACAUCGAUAAGAACAGCUUGUCGAUGCGUCUCUUCGUGAUAGCUAUCGUAUGGAUUGGUAACUUUUUUAUCGCGACCGUCACCGACAAUGCACUUUUAAUGAUUUUUAAAUUCUCCUUCCUGUGGGGGACGUUUUCUACAGCUUUUAUAUUAGUUUUUUUAUUAUUUUCGACGCAGUACACGUCUAAGGCUUUCUAUGAUUUAAUGGAUAUACAAGACGUAUUCCGUCACAACGCUUUCAAUUUGGUGACGGAUCCUUUUGGUGUUGGAUUAAUAGGGGUUUAUGAUUUUGGAAUGAUGUCCCCAUUCACGAUGGUUGACAACGCCGUACUUAUAUUCGCGUUUGUCUUCAUAGUAACUUCAUUUGCUCGAUCUUUAAUAAUUCGAGUGCUUUAUUUGAUGCUAACGAAUUGCGUCGAUGUGAAUAUAACAGAGUCACCUCACUAUCUACUAUUUGCAAUACUGCCGCUGAGCACGGAAUUCAUGGACGCCCAUAAAAUAUUUGUGCUUUAUAUAUAUUCGUAUCUGACGGCUGCAUUAGUUGCUUGUUUGGCAAUGUUCACAACAAUUAUCGCGAGACUCUUGCACAGCGAAUAUCGCGCCGUGAAGAAUAUUUACAUCGUCGGCUUGUUAUGUUUUUUGGGCUUCAAUCUAUCUAUCGCUGUGACUCUCUUGACGACACAGAAAAUUAUGGGCAUCAUGUACGGACUGAACACAUGCAGUCUAUACUUGGGUGGUAUGAAGGUAGCUAUUGUGAUGUGGCUGUAUGGAGUUCAAAGAUACUCGACCGAUAUACACUUCUGGCUUGGUUUUAAGCCUACGCAAUUUUGGAAGUGUAUUUGGGUGAUGUUGCCAAUUGUUAUAUGGACAGCUGUUUUCAAUAAACUGAAGGACAUGAAUGCGUUAAAGGACGCAUCGCAAAAGAUUGUGGCUUUGUUAUGGAUGUUCUUAACCCUCAUUACAGUUGUCGUUAUUCAAGCAAAAGUGAUAGCUAAGUAUAUCUUGCAAAAUAAUAUAGUAGGAGUUUUUAGAAGUAACUUUAAGUAUGGACCUCCCGAAAUAGAUGAUCGUAAGAAGAGAAGAAAUUUCGAUGAGAUUACACAGAGCAGACAAUGUCGACACGAUUGUAUGAUUUUAGAUGAUAAAUACGAAUGCAAUCACCUACCACUUAUAUUCAGGAGCAGAUCAAGCCUUCCUAGUGCAGAAUCAUCGCUUACAAAUAUUUACGAAGACUCCUCGAAGCCUAAGAAAACUUCAAGUGUCUUAGAUGUUUCUGUAAUGAAUAUGAAUUAGAUAUGUCGAUUCUAUGUUUAAAUAAAAUAUAACUGUUA
Molecule: messenger RNA, 1902 nt
Organism: Vanessa tameamea
Lineage: Eukaryota; Metazoa; Arthropoda; Insecta; Lepidoptera; Nymphalidae
Product: sodium-dependent dopamine transporter-like
Exons: 12
Coding region: 17-1864 (615 amino acids)
Biological process (GO): sodium ion transmembrane transport
Cellular component (GO): plasma membrane
Source: RefSeq, a predicted model, not a curated record